GUGCCCCCUGUCGACCAUUGUGGGGCAGUGUUGUAUAGCUCUGCAGAAAGAGGGACAUUCUGACAUUUCUCUCAUCAGACAAGUCUGCAAAAACGGGAGAACGGAGCCCAGGUACAGGGAAAGCGAGAUGAGGCGUCGUGUUUGCUUUGGUUGAAUCCAAGUAUUAAUUCUACCAGAUGCCGAUUGAGAAGGUCAUCACCAGAUAUCGUCCAGGAGGAUGCUGCUAUUGGGAUGACCUUUGUGACCUCACCUUUGCCCUCCCCUGGAAAGAUCCACCACCAAUCAAGAACCCUGAACAACGGCCUACAUGGAUGUGGUUGGCUGGUUCCAGUGAUGGACAGGUGACCAGCCAGCCCUCUAGCCGCCCUCUUCUACUUUGACUCCCCUCCCCCUCCCUCCCAGACGUGCAGCGUGCACCCCCGGUCGGAGACCCCCCACAUCUCUGCCAUGGUGACAUAAUCAGCAGCACAACAUGUGGGAGAUCCAACAUCAUGAGACCGUCUCAUUUCUAUCUCCAGUAGCUGCUGCUUCUCUAGCCUGUGGAUUACCGACUAGACCACUUGAAAUAACAAGACGGACUUUGGACUAAUUUACUUUUUCUCUCCACCAAGUUGCCCUCGAGAGACUGUUUUCUGGGUGUUACGGUUGGACGGUCAGUGAGGUCAGUUGGUCGGGCGUUGUGCGUGACGAUGCUGGGAUGCGUGUCCCGCCUGCGUCGGCUGGUCCGUCUCGUCCACCACCUCCCCCUCCAGACCUCCCUGCUCCUCCUCUUCCUCUUCUGCACCGUCAGCGUCUUCGUCUCCGCAUACUUCCUGUACGGCGUCAAACGGGAGCUCGAGCCCUCAGGAGGGGGCGUGGCUGGCAGCGAGGGGGCGUCGGCCAUCUACAAUGACCUGCGGGCGAGCCCGUCUCGGCUGCUCCCGGUGCGGGCGGUGUCGGGGGGGCUUGCUGGGGGCGAGGGGGGCAGAGGAGGGGUGAGGACAAACCCCCUGGUGCUGGUGUUUGUAGAGAGCCAGUACUCUCAGCUGGGCCAGGAGAUAGUCGCCAUCCUGGAGUCUGGACGUUUCCACUACCGGACAGAGAUCUCUCCUGGUAAAGGGGACAUGCCCACAUUAACAGAUAAGGAGCGUGGGCGCUUCACGCUAGUCAUCUAUGAGAACAUUCUGAAAUAUGUAAACCUGGAUGCCUGGAACCGAGAGCUGCUGGACAAGUACUGUGUGGAGUAUGGAGUGGGCAUCAUCGGCUUCUUUAAGGCCAAUGAGAACAGCCUGCUGAGUGCCCAGCUCAAAGGAUUCCCCCUCUUCCUCCAUUCCAACCUGGGCCUGAAGGACUGCACGGUCAAUCCCAAGUCCCCCCUCCUCUUCAUCACACGCUCCGGCCAGCCCCUCCCCGGCCCCCUGCCCGGGGACGACUGGACCGUCUUCCAGUCCAACCACUCCACCUACGAGCCCGUGCUCCUGACCAAGACCCAGUCCGCUGAGAGUGUCCCCUCGCUCGGUACGACGGCCACGCUGCUCCCCUCCGUUGUGCAGGACCUGGGUCUCCACGACGGCAUCCAGAGGGUUCUGUUUGGGAACAACCUCAACUUCUGGCUGCACAAGCUGGUGUUUGUGGACGCGGUCGGCUUCCUGUCGGGGAAGAAGCUGUCUCUCUCCCUGGAGCGACACCUACUGGUCGAUAUAGAUGACAUAUUUGUGGGGAAGGAGGGGACCCGGAUGAAGGUGAAGGAUGUCAAGGCCCUGUUGGAGACCCAGAGAGCGCUGCGUAACAAUGUUCCCAACUUCACCUUCAACCUGGGCUUCUCAGGGAAGUUCUUCCAUGCAGGGUCAGAUGAGGAGGACCUGGGGGAUGACCUGCUCCUCUCCUACGUCAAUGAGUUCUGGUGGUUCCCCCACAUGUGGAGCCACAUGCAGCCCCACCUCUUCCACAACCAGUCAGUGCUAGCCGAACAGAUGCUUCUCAACAAGAGGUUCGCUAUGGAGCACGGUAUCCCCACUAACAUGGGCUAUGCGGUAGCCCCCCACCACUCGGGUGUGUACCCAGUUCACCUGCAGCUGUACGAUGCCUGGAAGAAGGUGUGGGGCAUCAGGGUGACCAGCACGGAGGAGUACCCCCACCUCAAACCUGCCCGCUUCAGACGGGGAUUCAUACACAGCGGUAUCAGCGUCUUGCCCAGACAGACGUGUGGUCUGUUCACACACACCAUAUUCUAUAAGGAGUACCCAGGCGGACCCAACGAGCUGGACAAACUCAUCAACGGAGGAGAGCUGUUCCUUACUGUCCUACUCAACCCGAUCAGUAUUUUCAUGACCCACCUGUCUAACUACGGUAACGACCGGCUGGGCCUUUACACCUUCAAAAGCCUGGUGGCUUUCCUGCAGACGUGGACCAAUCUGCGGCUACAGACCCUGCCUCCCGUCCAGCUGGCCCACAGAUACUAUAACCUCUUCCCUAACGAGAAAGACCCACUCUGGCAGGAUCCCUGCGAGGACAAAAGGCACAAGGACAUCUGGUCAAAGGAGAAAACGUGUGACCGCUUCCCCAAGCUGCUUGUCAUUGGGCCUCAGAAGACAGGUUCUACAGCCCUCUAUCUGUUCCUGGGCAUGCACCCUGACCUGACCAGUAACUACCCCAACAAGGAGACCUUUGAGGAGAUCCAGUUCUUCAAUGGACACAACUACCACAGAGGCAUCGACUGGUACAUGGAGUACUUCCCCCUGCCCUCCAACACCAGCUCAGACUACUACUUUGAGAAAAGUGCCAGCUACUUUGACUCCGAGGUGGCAGCGGAGCGGGCGGCCACCCUCCUGCCCAAGGCCAAGAUCAUCACCAUCCUCAUCAACCCAGCCGACCGCGCUUACUCCUGGUACCAGCACCAGCGUGCCCAUGAUGACCCAGUGGCUCUGAAGUACUCCUUCCAUGAUGUCAUCACGGCUACCCAUGAUUCCCCGGUAAAACUGCGUGUGCUCCAGAACCGCUGUCUGGUGCCAGGCUGGUACGCCAUCCACAUGGAGCGCUGGCUCAACCACUACCACUCCAGCCAGGUCCUGGUUCUGGACGGGCAGCAGCUGAAGACUGAGCCGGCCUCAGUCAUGGACAGGAUCCAGAAGUUUCUGGGCCUGGUCAACACCGUCAACUACCACAAUAUCCUAGCGUUUGACCCCAAGAAAGGCUUCUGGUGUCAGCUGCUGGAGGGAGGGAAGACCAAGUGUCUGGGGAAGAGCAAGGGGCGUAGGUACCCUGACAUGGACCCGGAGUCCCAGUCGUUCCUCAGGGAGCACUACAGGGAUCACAACAUAGAGCUGUCUAAGCUGCUGUACAGAAUGGGCCAGCCCCUGCCCAGCUGGCUCCGAGAGCAACUGAUCCAUACCAGGUAGAAGUACCGGGGGCA
Oncorhynchus tshawytscha (Chinook salmon) is the source of this 3391-nucleotide messenger RNA. RefSeq names its product bifunctional heparan sulfate N-deacetylase/N-sulfotransferase 1. The record is from RefSeq and is a predicted model, not a curated record. NCBI's taxonomy places the organism in Eukaryota, Metazoa, Chordata, Actinopteri, Salmoniformes, Salmonidae. Bases 690 to 3377 code for a protein of 895 amino acids. Gene Ontology annotation, molecular function: heparan sulfate N-sulfotransferase activity; deacetylase activity. The transcript is spliced from 14 exons. Gene Ontology annotation, cellular component: Golgi apparatus.